AUGGCGAAGGCGGCGUUUAACGGCUUUCUCAAAGCAGCCGACCUAACCGUUACUCUGCUUAUUGUGUUAUAUUUAAUAUUCUCAACCAUAAAUCUGUGCAUAAAGACACCGUUAUCGUCGUUGGUUGCCGUUGGGAUUUUGGCGAUUGCUUGUGCCAGCGCUUACUGUUUGGUAAACGUUAAACGAUGGAUAACACAGGUGAAGAUCGUCUUUUCCAGACCUUCAUAUUCCAAAUGCCAUAGUCAAAAUAAACUAUUAGGUCAUAAAAAUGCUCACCAUUCCUUCUUGGGUGGCAUAUCGAGCGAUAUACCCAUCAGGCGUUCUGCCUUCAGCUUCGAGCACUUGAGUAACUUAUCUCAACAACCAUUUCCGCUAUCUGCAAACGAUGUAAGAUAUUUCAGUUUCAAUAGUGACCACGGAAGACGCAAUCAAUGUAGUAGGGCUCCAGAAGAUAUUUCAUUUCGCGAGAGAUUUUUCGACCGACUGGCUUUCUACAGCUAUUUCGACCCCGAUUUUCAAAAACACAGUGGUUUGUGUCAUUGGCUCAGAUCUAAUUUCAUUUUAGGAUUCCAAUGCCUAAGAUGGAUUCAAUUAUUGGUUAAAACACAGGUGGAUAAAACCAUUGUUGCACAACGCCGUCUGGAUUGUGUCAGGAAUCAUUGUCACUGUUGCGUGGUGUAUAGUGUGGGAGUGGGCGGCUUGGACGAAGGUAACUAUAACUUGUUGCACUGGUCGGUGGAGUUAGUCCCAAAUUCGUACUGGAUUUUGGAAGGAGCCUUUCAACUAAUCUUUUGUUUGAACUAUCUCAUCCAGUAUAUAUUCUCGCUGCGCGGUUUUAUAGAUCUGACGAUGACGUCGGCAUUGACGCAAACGAUGGCUUGGAUUUCUACGUAUCUCAACAUUGAUUCGGUUAAAUAUGAUUCUUUAAACCACUUUGGUCUGCUGUUUUUCGGGCCACUACGAUUUUUGAAGCUCACACAGGCUGAAGAAUUACUGAAUAUAAGUUUCGAUCAUCUUUCUGAUGUUCAAACCAUAAUCAUCGGCAUUGCUACCGCUGCAGUGUCACUGUUGUUUUCAUUCUCUGGAAUGAUGUACCUCUUGGAAGCUCCACGCGAAAGCGUUAACUUUGUUUGUCCCUUCGACUUUAUAUUUUUCGGAGUUGCUACAAUGGGAACGGUGGGAUAUGGAGACUUUGUGCCAAUAACUAAGACGGGCCGAGCGUUGUCAAUUCUUUUGAUUUGCACAUGUAUAUCCUUAGGUGCCGUGCAUUUCAAACGGCUCAAAGAGGCAAUAUCAAGGAAUGUCAUCGACAUGGGUAAGAAGUAUGGCUGUGCAAUCCAAGAUUGUAGGUGUGUUGCCAACUCGUUUGACGGAGUGCUGGACACCGUCAUCGUUGCAACGCCACUACCGCUGGAGUCUUACAGGCUUGUUUAUUGUGCGGUAAAGCGUAAUACGGGAAUAAACCUCUGUAUAAUUGGUGGUAGCGAAAAGAUUUGCGCACCAUCAUCUGUAUACAAAUUUAUUGGAUUAUCUAUGCUUACUGUUGUAGUAAAUAACAUGGAAACGGAAACACACGAAGAUCACAAUGUGGACGAUCAAAUGACGAUCUUACGUUCCAUCGCGUGUUUAAACAUAACAAGACACCUUGGUAUCCCAGUUGGCGUGCAACUGCAUGGAUCAGAUUAUGCGUCGUUCUUGAACUCGUCAGAUAUCACACAGAUUUGUUACCUCCGAGAACUAAAAUACAAGCUAAUAGCUAAGUCAGUGACUUGUAGAGGUUUAUUUUAUUUAAUCCUCACUUUGUUCCACACACCGACAAACAUGAAGAGAACACGCGCUUACGUUGAAGACCUGUAUAAUCUGUUUGCCACUUCCAGUUUAGUUUCAAGGUUUUGCACAUCACUUUUUACAGAUGAGGAAGAAGAGGAACCGCCAAAACAGAAUGCUAGACUUUCACUUCAAGAAGUAACUCAUCAACUCUUUGAAAUUAUAACGGGGAUGAAGUUCCAGCUAUAUAAGCUAGCGUUUCCUUUGUGCACGCAUGGUAAGCGAAAAGAUAAUGGUUUGAAGUUUUUGGAAUUGUGUCAAUAUCUGUAUAAGGUCAAGAAUAUAUUUCUUUUGGGUAUAGUAUCAAAGGAUCGUUGUGUUCUGAACCCUGUAGAUUAUGUAAUCGGCCAACAGGACGAGGUGGUGUGGCAUGGUCUCGUCUUGGCAAAGUCUCUCAGGGAUGUGCUACAUGUAUCUAUGAUAAAGAACCCUAUUCUGGACCUCUUGCCCAUAAAAGUUAGUGAAACGGUUUCCGCCCCACAAUUAGGGAAUAUCAAUGCCAUACUAGAAUUAACUGAAACACUGGCGGAUGAACACAAACGUAUGGAUCGGUCUAUGUUUAAUGGGAUAUUUAAGGUUGAUGAUUGGGAACAGGCGAUGCAAUGCUUUGCUGAGCCACGAGGCAAUCUAAUUUUAGUUUGCGGCUGGCUGCACGACAUGCAUAAUUUCCUCAAAUAUUUGCUUUCAGACAACACGUCAAAUGUCAUAUGUCUGGCGCCACUAGAUAUCGCUACGAAUGAUUGCCCUAUGUCGCUGACUCGUUUUCGAAAAUUUGUCACUUAUAUAGACGGUUCAGCAAUGGAUGCGAAUUCUCUUCUUAUUGCGGGUGUUGCAAAGGCCACUUGCAUUGUUGUCCUAAAUAGUGAACAAGUAUGCUCUAGCCGAAGAAAUAAACAGCUGUCCAAAGAUUCGCAAGUUCUUUUCGUAGGCCAUUUAAUAAAGAAAAUUUUUGCUUCGCCUUCGGAAGUUCUCAAACCUCCGCAUGUUAUUCUGGACAUACAGCAUUCUUCAUGCCUAGAGUACCUGGAUCCUUCUUUGGUGUCUUCUAUGGAGGCUUCUUGUGGUAGGGAUGCUAUGAACCGUCUUUGGCAAAACUUUGGUGAAUUCAUGACAAGCUAUGAAAUGGCAUCAGGCACUAUUUUUGUUCAAGACAUGUUGUACGGUCUUCUUGCGCAUUCUUACAUUCCUUCGUUUAACUCCGUUGGGUACGAUACAAUACAACAAAUUCUUGAUGGUGAUACCGACUCAAAUGUUAGCAACAAUAUAUGCCUGGAUGAAUUGCCCCUUGAUCUUAGCGGAGCAACAUUCGAGAAUUUGUUCAAACGCAAGCUGUUCCUUGAACAAAAAGUUUGUAUAGGUAUAUUACGAACCUACACCACUCCAAUUGUGAAUGGCGAGCAGAAACAACUAAUUAUCGUUGCGCCUCAACCAGCCUUCAUCUUACACAAUGAUGAUCAGGUAUACGUUGUUUGGCCUAAUCACAUGAAUUAA
This is a messenger RNA of Babesia bigemina, 3318 nucleotides long. RefSeq lists its product as hypothetical. NCBI's taxonomy places the organism in Eukaryota, Apicomplexa, Aconoidasida, Piroplasmida, Babesiidae. The record is from RefSeq and is a predicted model, not a curated record.